UCUUCCUGUGCUCUACCGCCGCCAGCAGGCUCAGGCCGGUACUGCUACAACCAGAACCAGCCAUGACAGGCAGUAGGAGCGGAUGAGCCUGAACCGACGGACGGACCGAGCAGUCACUUUUGUCUGCACAAGGGACGCUCUUCUCGGAGGUGAUACCGCCUUCCUGCUGCCAAACCCCCGCUUCCGAUUUGAAACCGGAGCAGGAUGUAUCGACCUGUUUGGUUGUAGUGCUUCUCCAGCUCCAGCGGAUCCUCCAUGCGUCAGCCCCCCCGGGGGAAUGGAUCCGGAAUCCGUUGUGGCGUCUGCGGGCGCGGGAGGGAGUUUCAUCUCCCUGAACGAACCUGAGCAGAGGUAUUACUCAGGUCUCCACAGCCUGUGCCAAGCGGACGCCUCGGGAACACUGUCGUCCAGCAAAGUGGCAGAGCUGUUCAAGGCUUCCCAGCUGCCCCCCGAAUCCCUGCAUAAAGUGACCGAGUUGUGUGGAGCGAAGCGUCUGGGCUACUUUGGUACGCCUCAGUUCUUUGUGGCGCUGAAGCUGCUGGCGGCCGCCCAGUCUGGUCUGCCCAUCCACCUGGAGAGUGUAACGGCCAAUCUACCUCUGCCCAGAUUUGUUGGGCUGAAGAAUGAACCAGAGAUGCGAUACUCAGCUGUCCCUCCAAGCAUAGACGGUCAGGGGGCUCAUGUAUGUGAAAUAACAAAUAUUCUGUCUCUGAAGGAACCUUGGUCCCCGCCGCGAUCACCGAGCAGUUCACCGCCUCGCUCCCCACUGAUCUACCGCGGCUACCCGUGCACCAAGAAGAGAAAUGGGGCCGACUUACAGAUCGCCUACGAAAGCAAACAUUCCUCACGGCCGAUCGUUCUGCUAGAGCAGCACUCCUCGCCCAGUAACUACGGGACCAGAGCCAACGCGGAGCAUCUUGCUAUGGCUCGGGCUUCCUCAUCAGAGAGGCUGGACCAGCAGGGUGCAGUGGACUAUUCUGACGAUGACCCCUGGAGGAUCACAGAGGAACAGCUUGAGUAUUACACUAACCAGUUCAAAACCCUGCAGCCUGACCUGGGGGCUCUCAUCCUGGGAACCAUUGCAAAGAACUUCUUCACAAAAUCCAAGCUCCCAAUACCAGAACUUUCCCACAUUUGGGAGUUGAGCGAUGUGGACAGAGAUGGAGCUCUCACGUUCCCGGAGUUCUGCACAGCCUUUCACUUGAUUGUGGCACGCAAGAACGGUUACCCUCUCCCAGAGAGCCUUCCCCCAACCCUGCGGCCAGGGGUCAUGCAGCAGGAAGAGGACAUACCGGAUACUCCCGAAAGUGCAGAGCCUCUUAUUGUCUUUGAGGAUGCCGAACCAAGGCCUAGUCAGAUGGAUCGGAGCAUUAUAGAGAGGCUCCAGCCAAGCCUGGCCACAACAAAACAAGAUUUGAAAGAGGAAUCAUGUAAACAAGAUGUAGGUGUGAAGAGGAUGACAACAUCUCAAGAGAAACGGACUCUGCAACUUGGUGCUUUUCCUGAGAGGCCAGAGGUGCCUCAGGACCUGGACCCACACAUGAGGACAAAAACCAGACCGAGGUCCCACUCCAGCACUUCUUUUGAAGAUGCGAUGAAGAAAGCCGAAGAGCCCCCCACCCCUCCACCUCGCCCCCAGAAAACCCACUCCCGAGCCUCCUCGCUGGACCUCAACAAGCUCUUCCAGCAGGGCGCUCCAGGAAUAAAAAGUGGAUGGUUUCCGCCUCCUCCAGCCCUCCCUCCUAGACCAUUGACUUCACAGGUUUCUCAUUUUGUCAACGUUUCAGAGAAAACUCCACAGAACAAAGUGCAGCAGCCAAACUUUGCUGACUUCAGUCGCUUUAGAGAAGAGGAGGAGAGCAGUGUGAAGCCUGAGGAACAGGGUCCACGCUCCAGAUUUGGUCCAAGUACCGAAGACCUGGCCAAUGCAUCUAAACAGGACGGGGUUGGAGUUUGUCACAGUCAGCCACCGCAGAAGCCGCUCCGCAGGAAAUACCACCCAGAGAGCCAGAACCUGGAGACGGUACCUCCACCUGCCAUGCCGUUCCCUACCCCUACCAAAUCUGCUCAGAAGCUGCUGUCCAAACAGAAGAGGGAGAUCCAGAUGGCGAUCCGUAAAAACAAGGAAACCAACGCGGUGUUGACACGCCUCAAUAGCGAGCUCCAACAGCAACUCAAGGUGGUUCACCAGGAGAGGGUCACCCUGGAGUCCCAGCUGGAGCUCCUGCGGCCCCUGGCCCCGACGUGACCGAUCCUGGAGUCUGAUUAAAGUCACGUUGCGUGCGUGCGUGCGUGCGUGCGUGCGUGCGUGCGUGCGUGCGUGCGUGUGUGACAGAAAUACAUCAGUGUCUCUAUAAAACAUGAAUGUUUGAGCUGACAUGAAUACAAAAUACAGUUGAAGGGUUGACGAUAGGGUCAAACAGGGAUUGGACUCUUGGAUUUCUUUUGAUGAACAGCUCCAGUCCUACAUGCAAAUGUUACUCUUAACUUUUAAUGACGUCUUCGAGGAUUAAACCAUGUUUUUUUUGUUGUUUUUUUAUUAUCACUGUAUGAUAUGCACAUGAUAUUCUAACUUAUUGUUUCUCUCUUUUGAUUGACUGUCAGGUCUCUCCCAUGAAUCUUACUUUGCUUACAGUACACGUAACAGUUUGUGCACACAUUGCCAUGCCUCGGAUACAUGUUUCAUGUAUGUUACAUGCUCUGUGUUAAUGACGGGAACUAAAGUGCUCUCUGUUUUUCUCAGUCCAUGUCUACAGUGCAUUUCAUGUGUAUCCCCAUGUGGUCUAAAGCAAGUAAUGGUGCUACAGAUUAGUUUUUGAAUCAGAUUACUUUUUGCACUUAAAGUUCAAACAACAAAAAAUGCACAUGUGCAAGGUUGUACCUUAUGUUAGAUAUGGUUUUUUUAGCUACAGAUGUCCAGCCUUCUCUCAAGAUUUGAUUGUCUGUUGUCACACUGUAGCACUGGCACAUUGGGCCAUAAGGACACUGAAGAAUGUUGACACUGGAUUUAGAUGAAAUAUGGGUUGAAUGUGGAUAAUCUACUUGACAAUUUGCUCCAUCUUUAAUGUAAGCGCUGUCUGACUGUUAAUUUUUCUUUAACUGCCUUAUGUUUAUUAUCAUAUGGAGAGUUAUUUCUGCAUUGCAAGUUUGUAAAUUUUUUAUUUCCAAGACCAUAAAAACAAAAACUGGUGUUAUCAGUCCAGAAAAAAAGAGCACAAUAUUCUGUUUUGCCAGAUAGAUUUCAAAACAGCUAAUGUUAAAAUGUGGUUUUGAUUUUAUCUAUGCAAAGAUGUGGUGCUGCGUACGCUUGCUUUAGACCAUUUACCAUCAAGGAGAAUAAGGAUAUUUGGGGAAAAAAAUGAUGUGGUUGAAAUACACGAUGGCAUGCUUGAUAAUGUAUGUUAUGCUAAAAAUGAUGUGAGCAUUGGACUGUGAACUGACCUUAAAUCAUGCACAACUACUGAGCGCUGAAGACAAUGAUCCAACUAAUCAAUAAAGUUGUCUAUUUUUAUUG
Messenger RNA from Perca fluviatilis (European perch), 3514 nucleotides. RefSeq names its product RALBP1 associated Eps domain containing 2 (gene reps2). Gene Ontology annotation, cellular component: plasma membrane; cytoplasm. Gene Ontology annotation, biological process: endocytosis; endosomal transport. The transcript has 19 exons. Gene Ontology annotation, molecular function: calcium ion binding; protein binding. Bases 83 to 2248 code for a protein of 721 amino acids. NCBI's taxonomy places the organism in Eukaryota, Metazoa, Chordata, Actinopteri, Perciformes, Percidae. The record is from RefSeq and is a predicted model, not a curated record.